AAAGAGAGGACACGAGGAGUAUGCAAUUGAGAUUUGGUUAGGACUAUUUGGUAUCCUUGGGAUGUUCCUACCCUAAACCAUUACCAUUUAAAAUGUCAAUUUCAAUGGGGUAGGGACAUCCCAAGGACCUUGAAUAGCACGGACCAUUGAGAUUUUCCCACAGACACACCUCUAUUCCCUUCCCUGAUGGACAGAUAGUGUAGUCGUCGUGCUGUCAUUCAGUCUGUGACCUGUUGUAACAAUGUGUUACCUGGUUCUAUUCAUUCUCCUCUGCUCUGGAACUCUCCUGUCUAUAACGCUCAUAGACUACUACCAACACCAAAGAGUGGACAUUGCCCUGUUCUCUCAGGAUGUGAGAGAGCUGAUGGACUGUCCUUGGAGACUCAACCUCACACACAGAGAACUAUACAGGACAGAGUUGUGGUCGUGCUGUAAUGCGUCUGAUAGGCUGAUGGUGACCAGACAGAACACCAAUCUGAACCAGAGUCUGUCCUACGAGAUACACAGGUGGAAGAAGAGAAAGGUGGAUCAAGCACUAUGGGAGAUGCUGCCUCAGACCGUACCCUGGAGUAAAGGUUCGUUGAGUCGUUGUGCCGUGGUGGGAAGUGGAGGAAUCCUGCAGAACAGCAGCUGUGGAGCGGAAAUAGACAAUGCUGACUAUGUCAUCAGGUUUAACCUGGCUCCUAUCAACAAGAGUUGUGACGUGGGAGUGAAAACAGACCUCGUAACAGCCAACCCUAGCCAGAUCAUUAAAGGGUACACUGACCUCCAGCAGAACCCUGGACACCUGGCAGAAGUCCUGUCAUUCUAUGGCCACGCCCAUCUGCUUCUCCCCGCCUUCUCGUCUGCCUCUGGGACAGCCCCCUGCUUCAAGGUGUACCAUGCCCUCCGUAAGGCCCGCCCCCAACAAGAAGUGGUGUUCUUCCACCCAGACUACCUGUUUGAGCUGGGCAGGUUCUGGCGUCACCGUGGGCAGCGAGCCCGACGGCUCUCUACUGGUCUGAUGCUGGCCAGCACUGCUUUGGAGAUCUGUGAACAGGUUCAUCUGUACGGCUUCUGGCCCUUCCCUCUGGAUCUAUCCCACAAUUCUUUGCCCCAUCAUUACUAUGACAACGUGGGUCCGAACCGCAAAAUGCACGCAAUGCCUGAAGAGUUCCUGCUGUUACUACAACUCCACAGCCAGGGGGCGCUACAGCUACAUGUUGGACCCUGUACACUGACCCCUACACCCUAACCUAUACAACCUUAGUUACUACAAUUCCACAACCAGGGGGCGCUACAGCUACAUCCCUGUUGAUAGCCCCUUGUGCAGGGCUAGGCAACAGAAGCCUACCACACUGACUUGUAUUCACACCCUGAUCCCUCAGUCUCUGUGGUGAGACAAUACUGUGAACAUGAUUUGAGAUUGAAUUUGGACCACAACUUAAUAGAGCUAACAGUUUAGAACACGACCUAAUUCAGCGUUACCCAAACUUGGCCCUGGGGACCUCAAGGGGUGCACAUUUUGGUUUUUGCCCUGGCACUACACAGCUGAUUUAAAAAUAAUCAACUCAUCAUCAAGCUUUGAUUAUUUUAAUCAGCUGUGCACCUCAUGAGAUACCCAAGACUGAGUUUGGGAAACGCUGACUUAACUGUUUUAGAACUAAAAAUACCAAAUAGUUUGGAACCUGACCUAAAUCAUGACUGGUCAAUUGUUGUUCCUUUACCAGUUUGUUUUGUGUUUCCAGAUAAAUGUCAGAAUAAAGAGAUGAAGAGAGA
Molecule: messenger RNA, 1758 nt
Organism: Oncorhynchus mykiss (rainbow trout)
Lineage: Eukaryota; Metazoa; Chordata; Actinopteri; Salmoniformes; Salmonidae
Gene: stom
Product: stomatin
Biological process (GO): N-glycan processing; oligosaccharide metabolic process
Molecular function (GO): alpha-N-acetylneuraminate alpha-2,8-sialyltransferase activity
Source: RefSeq, a predicted model, not a curated record